Carassius auratus (goldfish) is the source of this 5771-nucleotide messenger RNA. RefSeq names its product discoidin domain-containing receptor 2-like. Gene Ontology annotation, cellular component: signaling receptor complex; plasma membrane. Lineage: Eukaryota; Metazoa; Chordata; Actinopteri; Cypriniformes; Cyprinidae. Gene Ontology annotation, molecular function: ATP binding; collagen binding; protein tyrosine kinase collagen receptor activity. The transcript is spliced from 16 exons. Gene Ontology annotation, biological process: multicellular organism development; positive regulation of neuron projection development; positive regulation of phosphatidylinositol 3-kinase/protein kinase B signal transduction. The record is from RefSeq and is a predicted model, not a curated record. Bases 928 to 3621 code for a protein of 897 amino acids.
GGCUUUAAAUCAUGAUAAACUUUUUGAUAUUUAGUGGUAAUCAAAUUAUGCAGUGUACAGAUUUGUGUUUCUUCAAAUCAGUGGAGAAAUGUUGAAUUUUUAUUUUGCUUACUUUUUCUCCUAUAACAAUAGUUCUGAAUCGGUUUUCCAUCUAUAAAUUAUUAUUGAAUAUCCUGUCCCUAGCCUAAGCUAAUGGUGAAAAAAAAAUAAAAAGCUGCGACUGCUUUUCUCAUCUUGCAGAAUGAUUUUCCUCUAUAGAGAUGGAGGAGGGAUUUAAAGGGGAAGGCAAACUAAAUUCAGAGAGCUCAUUAAGAACUUAAGUUAUAUUGAUGCACAAUUCCAAAGUUACAAGCAGAUCUAUCUGUGGUAUCAGGUCCCACAUUACCUAUACUUAAUAGUUUUUAUAAGCAGGAUAUCUGGUAGGACAAUAAAUGCAAAGAAACGUAAAUGGGGAAAGAUAAAUUCACUGCAUCUUCAAAACAUUUGAAAUGACUAGUGAGAGCCAAUAUAUGGCAAAGGAUAAUAAUAUCAUAUGCAAAUAAAACAUUCAAAACAUUCUGAAAGACAGUGUAAACAUUCUAAAUGCUGUUGGAUUUUCAAGAAAAUCUUCUCUGAUUGGCCACAUGAUUCUGACUUAAUUGAAACCUUCUGUAUGGCAAGAAGCAUUCUGGGACUUUGGCAUUUCCCCAAGAAUCCCCAGAAUGUUAGUUUUUUUAGCCUCUCUCUCUCUCUCUCUCGCUCCUCUUGCUCUCUGUUUUCCCUCAUCCAGUGGUGUCUUACAUCAGCUCACUGUGCCUGAGAGUGAGAUCUGAAAGAGAACUUCGGAGAGAAACAAAAGGACUUGUUUUCGUCCUCCUGAUAAGACAUACAUUACUUGGAAUUAAGAAAUCCUUGGACAGAUGGUUUGAAAACAGCAACCCAAGCAGAAUGAACGUCCCAUCUCCGCCUGAGAUGAAGCAGCUUUGGAAGAUGCUCUUUCCGCUCCUUAUCCUGCUUUACCUAUCGGGAGCUGUCAAGUCUCAAGUAAAUCCAGGUGUGUGUCGGUCCCCAUUGGGAAUGUCCAGAGGCCAGAUCUUAGAUGAAGAUAUUUCAGCGUCCAGUCAGUGGUCUGAUUCCACAGCAGCAAAAUAUGGCAGGCUGGACUGUGAGGAAGGAGAUGGUGCGUGGUGUCCUGAAAUAGCAGGAGAACCUGAGAAUAUAAAUGAGUUCCUGCAGAUAGACCUUCGUUCUCUGCACUUCAUCACUCUGGUGGGCACUCAAGGACGUCACGCGGGGGGCAUUGGGAAUGAAUUUGCCCAGACAUACAAGAUCAAAUACAGCCGUGAUGGCAGCCGCUGGAUCUCCUGGCGUAACAGGCAGGGCAAAGAGGUGAUCCAGGCAAACAGGAAUGCCUAUGACAUUGUGUUGAAGGACCUGGAGCCACCCAUUAUUGCACGUUUUGUCCGCUUCAUGCCCGUCAUUGAUCACUCCAUGAAUGUUUGUAUGCGUGUGGAACUGUACGGCUGUGAGUGGCUGGAUGGCUUGGUCUCAUAUAAUUCUCCACUUGGCCAGAAGAUGACUCUCAAUGCACAGUAUAUUUAUCUCAAUGACUCUGUGUAUGAUGGAGCCAUGAGUAACAGUAUGACAGAAGGACUUGGACAGCUGACGGAUGGCAUGUGUGGCCUCGAUGACUUCACACACAGUCACAUCUACAGUGUAUGGCCUGGUUAUGACUAUGUUGGCUGGACCAACGAGAGCUUUCCCAACGGUUAUGUUGAGAUCAUGUUUGAGUUUGACCGCACCCGCAACUUCACCACCAUGAAGGUGCACUGCAACAACAUGUUCUCCCGAAGGGUAAAGACUUUUCAGAAGGUGGUGUGUUAUUUCCGCUCCGAGUUGGACUGGGAAGCUACACCCAUAUCAUUCAGCCCUGUGAUGGAUGAUGUCAAUCCCAGUGCCCGCUUUGUCACCGUCUCGCUCUACAAUCACAUGGCCAGUGCUAUUAAGUGCCAGUUCUACUUUUCUGACAUCUGGAUGAUGUUCAGUGAAAUCACCUUCCAGUCAGAUACAGCCAUGUACAACACAACCCUGUCUCCCCCCAAGACCGGUCCUCCCAUCAGCAAUCAGCCAGGGGAUGACCCUACCCACAAAGUAGAUGACAGCAACACCCGGAUCCUGAUUGGCUGUUUGGUUGCCAUCAUCUUCAUUUUAGUAGCCAUUAUUGUUAUUAUACUGUGGAGACAAGUGUGGCAGAAGAUGCUCGAGAAGGUUUCUCGGAGGAUGCUGGAUGAUGAACUAACUGCUAGUUUGUCGAUACAGAGUGAGACCUUCACCUAUAACAACAACAACAGCCCCUCUUCAGUGUCCAGUGAGCAGGAGUCUAGCUCCACCUAUGAGCGCAUCUUCCCUCUGGGACCCGACUACCAAGAGCCCUCUCGCCUGGUUCGGAAACUGCCAGAGUUUUCCCAGACCUCAGAGGAUACUGGUAAGCUGCAGAUGCAGUGUAUGGAAUAUAUAUGCAAUCUCAUAUAUAUAUACAUAUUCAUGUAUAUUUAUGUUUUUUUUUCUGCAGCUUCAACAAAUACAUCUUCCAAGUCCCCUCCAGUCAGUGUACAAGAGGGGGUCCCACAUUAUGCCGAGGCAGAUAUUGUCAACCUGCAGGGUGUAACUGGGGGCAAUACCUACGCAGUGCCCGCCCUCACCAUGGACCUGCUGUCAGGGAAGGAUGUCGCCGUGGAGGAAUUUCCUAGGAAACUGCUUACGCUUAAAGAAAAGUUGGGAGAAGGGCAGUUUGGAGAGGUGCAUUUGUGUGAAGCAGAAGGCAUGCAAGAUUUCAUGGAUGAGGACUUCUCCUUCGAUGUCAUUGAAAACCAAACAGUGCUUGUAGCUGUUAAAAUGCUUCGAACGGAUGCAAAUAAAAAUGCCAGGAAUGAUUUCUUGAAGGAGAUAAAGAUCAUGUCCCGAUUGAAAGACCCCAACAUCAUCAGGCUGCUGGCGGUGUGUAUGAGCUCUGACCCUCUGUGUAUGAUCACCGAGUACAUGGAGAAUGGAGACCUUAAUCAGUUCCUGUCUCGCCAUGAGCCCGAGGGCAUGAUCGCUCUCCUCAGCAACGCUCCCACAGUCAGUUACAGUAACCUACACCACAUGGCCACACACAUUACUUCAGGCAUGAAGUAUCUAUCAUCACUCAACUUUGUGCAUCGAGACUUGGCCACCCGCAACUGCCUAGUAGGGAAGAACUUCACCAUCAAGAUUGCAGAUUUUGGAAUGAGUAGGAACCUGUAUAGCGGAGACUACUACCGUAUCCAGGGCAGAGCGGUGCUGCCAAUCCGCUGGAUGUCCUGGGAGAGCAUUCUUCUGGGGAAAUUCACCACAUCCAGUGAUGUGUGGGCUUUUGGCGUGACCCUUUGGGAGAUGCUUACCUUCUGCAAAGAGCAGCCUUACUCACAGCUGUCAGAUGAACAGGUCAUUGAAAACACAGGAGAGUUCUUCCGGGAUCAAAGGAGACAGAUAUACCUGCCUCAGCCACCAAUGUGUCCAGAUCCUGUCUACAAGCUCAUGUUGAGCUGCUGGCACAGAAACACCAAAGAGCGCCCAUCCUUCCAGGAGAUUCAUCACACAUUACUGGAUUGCAAGCCAUAGUGUCCACUUGUGUGCCAAUCUUGGCACUCCCAGAGACAGUUCAGUGUGCCCACAGGACUCCAGUCAACUACACACCGCAACAUAUGUUCCCGUAUAUAAGUGAGAUCAGAGUCUAUCAUUUUUCCGUAGCAAUUUUCACUGUGAGUGUGCAAAGGCAAACUGAUAUAUAUAGUACGAUUGAAUUGCUCCCCCUAAGUGGCUUACGAUACCUGGGCACCACUAGGCCAAAGAAAAUGUAGCAAUGAAUUUAGGCACCUUUAACACAGAAGAAUUGAAUUUUACACACUGUGUUUUUUUUUUUCAAAUAACUCUAUAAGUUAUAAAUAUCUAUAAGAAUAUUUCUGAUUAGAAAGAGGAAAUGCCAAAAAAACAAGGUAGUGGUUACUGAUGCGCCUUUUAUUAUGUCCAAUUUAAUGUUGUUUUCAGUAUUUUGAGGCCGAAGACCGCUUGAAUGUAAAUAAGAGUCCUUAAUUGACAUUCAGAUUCACCUUUGGUUUUAUCUCGAUGUCUCUUGACGUUGUGUAUAAUUUCAUCUCAUUUAUCGAAAAUGCUUAAGUAUUUUGUUAUUUGACAUAUUUAAUUUGGUCUUUGUAAUAAACUGCAAAGACAACUUUCAAACAAGUGGAUUAACAGAAAGCCAAUUUAUCUGGUUGUCACAGAAUUUUCUAAAUCAGAAAAAAUUCACUUAAAAUUGAAAAUGUAAAAAAUAUAUUAGUGUUAUCCUGCAACUACCUAUAUAUUGUGUUAAUAUUUAAGCCUACUGCAUUAUGCAAGUGUUUGCUUUUCUUUAUGUUGUAUUGUUUAAAGAAUCUUGGUAUGGUGGUUAUUUAAGUUCAUUUCAUUUGUGCUCCUUUUUUUUCUUUUUUUUUUCUUUUUUUUGCUUAAAACAACUUUUUGCAUCAAGAAGCUUUCAGCAUAAUGAGCUAAGAAAGCCAUAAUUCUUUGACAUUAGUCUCUUACAAUAUUUGCAUGAAGUUGGAUGAAAUCAGAUAUGUUACAUAAUGAUAAUUUCACAUUUUCAUUGCAUUUGUCCUAUGUUUUCAUCUCAUCUCAAAUUAGACAGAAAGGGGUAGUAAGUACAUUUAUUAUCCCCAGCUAAUUUUGUUUAUCUGUAAAAAAAAAUAUAUAUAUAUUAAAAUAGGCUUAUUUUAAAGCUAUUUGUUUUUCUUUUAAGUCAGAAUACAAUAUAUUCUAGGUGGUGCUGAAUUGCUAAAGUGUGGGAUAAAUACUGGAUUUGUAUUGAAUAGAUGCACUAUGAUGGUUUACAGUAAGUUGUGAUGUGUUGGCAAGUGAAAAGUGCUGCAAAUGGGAUACUCGGAAAUCUGUUUUGUAAUUAACUGGUGUACUUGUAAAUUGUUUUUUUUUUCUUUCUUUCUUUUUCUUUUUUUUUUUUGUAAGGUCAUUGUAUAUGACCAUAUUUUUUUUUUUUUUAUGUGUUCACCUUUCGGGGUUGGUUAAGAUAUCUGCCAGUCUAUAAGAAGUGUUUUUGGUUGUGGGUUUGGUAUUUUAGCUGUAAGUAUAAAUUAAUUUGAGUAUUCUUGACAUGACUGAUGAAGUUGCUUUAUAGAUAUGCUUUAAUUCUGAAAUGGUAUAUUAAAUGUUCUUCCUUCAAAACAUAAACAUAUAAAACAGUAACAGCCCUUUCUGAGGCUUUGAGUUUGUUUAGAAAAACAUUCCACUUUAUAACACAUCUUUGGAGAGGAAAUGGAUAAUUUUCAUAUUCUGUACAUUGACAAUGGCUCAUCACAAUACAUGGAAAAACUGGAUUUUUUUUAUUCAUAGCAAAAUUUCUUUAAAGUGAUUCUUAUCCUUUCUAACCUAAUGCUUUGUGCUGUAUUUUUAAUUAGUCCUAAUUUUCCAUUAUCAGCCUAUUGUAUAGCUAUGUAAGGAAAAUGUACAUAAAAUAAUAAAUUGAUGAAUCUUUAAACUUCUUGUCUAGAAAUUGUAUAACUAUAAAAGCACAAUUUCAUACUUUCACAGUAAUAAAACGUGUGUUUUUUUAUUUGUAUAACGUUACGUGAAUUGGACAUUAAGUACAUCUUAGAAUGUAUCAAGACAUUUAACUUGUGUACUAUAAUAUUAGCUUUUUAAAUCGUUCUUUCGUGCAUUGGUUUUCUGUCGAAUAAAUAUGAACUGAAUCUUAAAACUGA